CUGUGUUUUCCCAAAAUGGAAAGGCCUGUUCGGCGUUCCUGGGAGCCGUGGGCUCCCCCGUGGGCUCCCCUGGGGGUCCUGCCCGCAGCCGCGUCGCUCAUGCCUGACUCCCUCCCGUCCCAGGCAGAGUCUGAGAUGGCCCUGGACGCCGAGUUCCUGGACGUGUACAAGAACUGCAACGGGGUGGUCAUGAUGUUCGACAUCACCAAGCAGUGGACCUUCAGCUACAUCCUGCGGGAGCUCCCCAAGGUGCCGACCCACGUGCCCGUGUGCGUGCUGGGGAACUACCGCGACAUGGGCGAGCACCGCGUCAUCUUGCCUGACGACGUGCGCGACCUCAUGGACCGCCUGGACAGACCACCGGGCUCCUCCUACUUCCGCUACGCCGAGUCCUCCAUGAAGAACAGCUUUGGCCUCAAGUACCUUCACAAGUUCUUCAACAUCCCCUUCCUGCAGCUGCAGAGAGAAACGCUGCUGCGGCAGCUGGAGACAAACCAGCUGGACAUCGACGCCACGCUGGAGGAGCUGUCGGUGCAGCAGGAGACCGAGGACCAGAACUACAGCAUCUUCCUGGAGAUGAUGGAGGCGCGAAGCCGAGGCCACACGUCCCCGCUGGCGGCCAACGGGCAGAGCCCGUCCUCCGGCUCCCAGUCACCGGUGGUACCUGUGAGCGCCGUGUCCACGGGGAGCUCCAGCCCCAGCACGCCCCAGCCGGCCCCACAGCUGCCCCUCUCCGCCCCCUCUGCCUGCCCCUCCCCACCGUCCCCCUCAGAGGCCCCGCUGCCCCCAGCGCCCCCCGUGGCCCCCGCUCCAGCCCCGAGACGCAGCAUCAUCUCCCGGCUGUUUGGGACCUCGCCAGCUGCCGAGGUGGCCCCUCCCCCCCCAGAUCCGGCUCCGGCUGCAGAGGCCCCAGCGAAAGUCCAGGACGUCGAGGAAUUUGUUCCUACAUCA
This is a messenger RNA of Myotis lucifugus (little brown bat), 951 nucleotides long. RefSeq names its product RAB, member RAS oncogene family like 6 (gene RABL6). Gene Ontology annotation, cellular component: nucleus; cytosol. NCBI's taxonomy places the organism in Eukaryota, Metazoa, Chordata, Mammalia, Chiroptera, Vespertilionidae. The transcript has 6 exons. Gene Ontology annotation, molecular function: GTP binding. The record is from RefSeq and is a predicted model, not a curated record. The annotation marks the transcript as partial.